AUGCCAGAAGAGUUGUCUACAAACGGUUCAAAGGAGCGAUCAGAAAAUGACAACGAAAUUCCAAUAACAGAUAAUUUUCACGAAUCAUUUAACACAGCAGCAUAUCUACAGGACUUCUAUACACGGAUUGACGAUCCAGCAAUGCAAAUGGUGGUAUUGUUUUUGCCGAAUAUUGUUCAACGACUUGACGAAUUUGAGUCCUUAUUAGAUUUUGGUGCAGGACCAACAGUGCAUGUUGCAGCUAUAUUCCGCAACAAAGCUAAAAAUAUUUAUUUGGCUGAUUAUCUUGCACAGAAUCGGCAAGAACUUUAUCACUGGCUUAAUGGUACCAGCAAAUUUGACUGGACAGAAACAUUUAAAAAAAUUGCUUCUGUUGAGGGUCACGAUUGGCAAGAAUUAAAAAGUAUCGAAAGUCUUACUCGGUCUAAGGUUAAAGGCAUUUUUCAUUGUGAUUGUCACCAGGCAGAUAGUGUUAAGGCACCAGAAAAUCUUAAAUGCAACUUUGAUGUAGUCUCAACAGUGUUUUGUAUUGAAUACAGUUCAAGGACGACAGAAGAGUAUCAGAACGCGGUAAAAAACGUUGUGAGCCAUGUGAAACCGGGAGGUCUGUUCGUGAUGGGUGGAGUAUUUGAAGAAACGUGGUGUUCGUUUGGUGGUAAAAAAUUUCCAUGUUUUUAUCUGACUGAAGAAUUGUUGUUUGCAACGUUACGGGACUGUGGACUGUUGAUCGACGAUCCUGAUCAAACGAUCUGUUACAAUAUAAAUGGGAUAUAUUUGAUUUGUUCUCGGAAACGGUCAAAUUUUUAA
This is a messenger RNA of Enterobius vermicularis (human pinworm), 807 nucleotides long. Lineage: Eukaryota; Metazoa; Nematoda; Chromadorea; Rhabditida; Oxyuridae. The record is from the annotation of a GenBank genome assembly.